Acanthopagrus latus (yellowfin seabream) is the source of this 4261-nucleotide messenger RNA. Its product is annotated as NUAK family SNF1-like kinase 1. The record is from RefSeq and is a predicted model, not a curated record. Gene Ontology annotation, cellular component: cytoplasm. Lineage: Eukaryota; Metazoa; Chordata; Actinopteri; Spariformes; Sparidae. Gene Ontology annotation, biological process: intracellular signal transduction; protein phosphorylation; microtubule cytoskeleton organization. Bases 193 to 2274 code for a protein of 693 amino acids. The transcript is spliced from 7 exons. Gene Ontology annotation, molecular function: tau-protein kinase activity; protein serine/threonine kinase activity; ATP binding.
UGCUGGAGGAGAGAGAGAGAGAGAGAGAGAGAGAGAGAGAAGGAGAGAGACGUCGCGCUGUCUGAACGCGAGCACAGUCUGGUGUUCGCAGCUCUCACCGCGCUGUCUAUGGGCGAGGACGACGCGCGCCUCGGCUGAGUACAUUUGGGGAUCGGGCCCCCGGUGACAGGUGCGCAACGGUGCGCGGAGAGGAUGGGCAGACGCGAGGCGGACAGAAGAGGCGCGAUGACCACCAGCCACCACUCCGAGCUCGGCUGUCUGCAGGACGCGGCAUCCGGCGGCCGCCCCGCCGGAGAGGAGCCCUCCAGGCUGGGUGCCCGCCGUCCCGGCAGGACCCCGGACGCGGAGGCGGAGGGACGGGCGGAGGUGAAGAAGCACCAGCACAAGCACAACUUGAAACACCGCUACGAGGUGAUGGAGACCCUGGGAAAAGGCACCUACGGGAAGGUGAAGAAGGCGGUGGAGAGAGCGAGUCUGAAGACGGUGGCGAUCAAGUCGAUCCGCAAGGAGCGCAUCACAGACGACCUGGACAGGAUUCACAUCCAGAGGGAGAUCGAGAUCACCGCCUCGCUCCGGCACCCGAACAUCAUACGCUUCCACGAGGUGUUCGAGAGCCGGGACAAGAUCGUGAUAGUGAUGGAGUACGCCAGCAGGGGAGAGCUGUACGAUUACAUCCAGGAGCGGAGGAGACUGCCAGAAACAGAAGCCAGAGUCAUCUUCAGACAAAUCACAUCUGCUGUCCACUACUGCCACAAGAGCGGCAUUGUGCAUCGAGACCUCAAGCUGGAGAACAUCCUUCUGGAUCAAGAUCUGAACGUAAAGCUGGCUGACUUCGGCCUUUCCAAUCAUUUCCAGAAGGGCUCUCUGCUGCAGACCUACUGUGGAAGUCCUCUCUACGCUGCCCCGGAGAUAGUGAAAGGGCUGCCUUACCAGGGCCCAGAGGUGGACUGCUGGGCUCUGGGGGUGUUGCUCUACGCCCUGGUGUACAGCAGCAUGCCGUUCGAUGGUGCGAGCCACAGCACGCUCACAGAGCAAAUCAAACAGGGCCGCUACCGCAGGCCCAACCCCCCCUCAGACGCCUGUGCUCUUAUCGACUGGUUGUUGACAGUGCGUGUGGACGAGAGGGCUACGAUAGAGGAUGUGGCCAACCACUGGUGGGUGAACUGGGGAUUUGAAGAGAGUGUGUGUGACUGCCCUUCAUCCCCACAUCAAGAGUGCCCCUCCCCGCUGCUGGCUCGCUACAUCGACUGGCAGAAUCGGGUCGCGGGCACCGGCGGCAUGUCGGUUGACCCCGAGUGCCUCCCCUCGGACUCCUCCUGUACGCCACAGCUCGCUCCCCAUCCCUUUUACUUCAGCUUACCUUUUAAGAGCGACUGCGGAGGGGGAGGAGGAGGGAGGAUACGUGGAGGAAUGUCGAGCCUCAGGAAGUCACGCAAGGAGAAUGCAAUUCCCCAGACUGCACUGGGGGCUUGCGGUGGUGUAUAUUCGUCAGCUGCCUCCUCUGCUGCGAUCUCCGCCACCUCCACCGCGGAAAGAAAGAAACCCAAAGGUAUUCUCAAACCCCAGCGGAGUUUUGACUCAGUCUUUCACAGCCCUCCUAAGGAAACCUCUCCCUCACAACUAUGUAACGCUGCUCCCCAGCCUUAUCGAACACACACACUUCCCCACACACACGCUGAUGUGCUGUCCACCAGUCUGCCAGCUCCCUCUACAUUCAGUCAGCCCUCAUCCAAAAUGCCCAAGAAGGGGAUACUAAAGAACUUGUAUGGAGGGGAGUCGGGUUAUGGUUCAUCUUUGGAUAGAAGAAUCUCUGGAGCGGGCGGUAAAGAGAGCGAUGCAGUUGAUUCGUGCUCCCACAAAGAGCAAACCCGUCUCCCAGCGGCAGAAGACAGCCCCACCAUGCGCACGGAGGCCGUGAGAAGAAGGAAGGGCAUCCUCAAACGUAACGGCAAGUUCUCUCGCAGUCUGGAUCUUCCCGAUGACCACCACUCCUCAGCCCCGUCGAUAUUCCCAGAGGCCCUACAGCAGCUCCUCCACGCCACGGGGGGAGCCGAGGGCCGCCGCAGCCGCCCCUCCAGCGUGGUGAGCGAGGACAGCCUCUUCUCCUCCGAUUCCUUUGACUUACUAGACCUCAGCGCACAGUCCCGUCGUAGGAUUUUCUCCCGGAGGAUGCAGCACAGUGCCUGCAGCUCAGAAGAGGACCUGGAGCAGCUCAGAGCAGAAGCCGACAGGGUCGGCGGGGACGGGAAAAAACACAAGGAAAGGCGAAUGUAAGUCUGAGGGAUGAUGGACGCAUCAGUUCUUUAGUUCACUUCUCUGUGAUAAUCACUGCCUGCCAUCUUGAAAAGACUUCAGUGAACUGUGGAAAUGUUGCAUGUUGAGUACAUAAACUGUAUGUACUGUAAUCUGCACUGUUAUCAUUGACAUUUAAGUUGUGUUCUGAAUGCAGCAUUCAGCACCUGACAAGUCACCUAGUGACACCUGAAGGCAGCCCGGGAUCUGUGGAAUUGCAGAGAUGGGACCUGAAAGUAGCAGAGUGGACAGUCUGUUCAGUGAACCCAGUCUGACUUCACCUGCACAACAGAUCCUCUUUAGUAGAUUAGUUCCGCCAUAAUUCUAUUCAGACGUUUCCUGAAAGUCCGUACGCUGUAAUCUGAUUACAUUAGCACUACAGGUUUUUGGAAACCAUCCUGGAUAUCUGAUCACAUGUAUCAGUAUGUCAAUAGUGACAAUAAACCCACAAGACAUGUCAAGUGUGUUUCCAUCCACCUGGUUUUGUGGCCAUUUUGCACAUAAAAGAAUUGUGUUGGAAACACUUGAAGACUUGGUGUUUCAACAAAAGUACAAAUGUGAUCAAGUACAACUGAUAUAGACUUGGUGAAAAACAUCAUUUCAUCAUUGUCUUCCACGUUUUCAGGGGUUUGACUGACACUCUAAUUCUGUGAGGUUAUCAAUGGCACCUGAUUGGUGAAUUAGCUCCGCACAAUGUUUAUCUUGAUGGAAUAAAGGAUAUUGACCAGAGCAGCAUUUUUGUGACGUUUUGAUGAAAAACUGACUAUUGACAGCUCUUUUGUGAGGCUUAAUUCACCUACACUAAACUUGUGAUACUUCAAGGUAACACCUUUCUUUACCCUAUUUUAUGACUUCUAUACAAACAUUUAAUAAAUGAGCAGUUUAAGGACAUUUUAAUGGGUUACUCCACCAUAUUUACACAUUUAAGUGUGUUUACAGGUCUUGGGGAGUACAACUGUAUUGUGUUUAAGGAUGUACAAUGUUGUCAACAAUAUGUAAUCUCCUAUGAACACGUAUUAUUACUGUGUUUCACUAUAUUGUCAUUUGUUGUUUAUUGACCAGCCUCCACUUUUAGGUGACACAGGGGGAGUUAUAAGUUGUUGACUCAUGUAAAUAAAUGCUUAUGUCUGCAUAAAUCUUCAACAUGGUGUGAUAUGAACCAUUCAUUGAAUGUUUAUACUGUAUAAUGUCUCAACACACUCUAACAGGGGAAGUUAAAGUGAAGUGUUUCCUGUUUCACCACAUCAUUGUGUAUGUUUGUAUUACACAGUAAUGUACUGUGCACAAUUUGCUCCUUUGCACCAACAGACACAGUGUGUGAACAGCAGAUGGAUCACAUCGCUUUUUAAUCGCAACAUCAUCGAUGCUGCUGUGGACAUUGAAAAAAAAAAUGUAUGCAGUAGAUGUAAUUUCUCUGUAAUUUUCAUACUGUGAGGAAAGAAUUCUCUGAGCUUUGUUCAAGCGUUUCAUACUUUUUUGGUGUUGUUUUGUUUUUUGAAAAAUGUAAUAAAUUAUGUGAAGCCGAACAGUUUCCAGUCGUUUUCUCUCGAGACGACGAAGAGAAGCAGCAGGAGAUGAGGGAUGAAUGAGCAUGUUCGGCUUUAUUCAAGAUGAAUAUUAUGAAGCUCAUAUGUUGUAUCAUGGAGAAAAAUUAGGAAAUUUUAGGACAGAUCUCCCUUUAAGUUCUUCUCUACACUGAAGGACGUUUUCUACUUUUGGCCCCUGAACGCAACACAAUACAGAGAAUUUAAAGAAGUCUGUUUAUGAGAGACCAAAGGCAUUUAAAGUUAGGUUAUGUUAUGUUGUUCAGAAAUACAUUUUGUUAUACUGGGUGAAAUGGUCAUGCUAUCCUGAGAGCAGUCAAUAAUCUGGCCUCUGUGGCAGCUGCAGGACUUAGAAAAAGCUGACCAAUCCGUGCUUUUCAGCCCGAAUAACACGGAUUGGUCAGAUGCCUUCAUGUCUCCUUCUG